Molecule: messenger RNA, 519 nt
Organism: Dovyalis caffra
Lineage: Eukaryota; Viridiplantae; Streptophyta; Magnoliopsida; Malpighiales; Salicaceae
Source: the annotation of a GenBank genome assembly
AUGGAUAUCAAAUUAUUGGAUUUUUACAUCGAUCAGCCAAACAGAUCCGGAUUUGAUAUCUAUGCUGUUAAUAGUCUUCGUAAUAUAUUAAGUCGUGUAUUGAUUAUCCAAGUGAUUGAUUUGCUGCCUCUCCCAAAUCCAUAUGGGACCAACCAAGCUGUCGUACUAAUUACCCGUCAAUGCCUUAGUGGCACUGCACCCUACGUUUUCCAACUUCCGUACGAACGAACAAGCAAUUCCGUGGGGCCACCUCCCCUUCGAGAGUCUCUCGCGCAGGUCUACUCUGAAGAGAGAAUUCAGAUUUUGCCACACUCUCUCGGCGUCGGGAUAAUUGUACGAACGAUUGAACGAACAAGUAACUCCGUGGGCCCACAUCCCCGUGGAGAGUCUCUCGCGCAGGUCUAUUCUGAAGAAAGAAUUAAGAUUUUGCCCCUCUCUCCCGGCAAACACACACUUGGUCUCGGUUUCUCCACCGAAAUUCCAGGUGAAUUUCCUCCUUGCCUUGGAAAGAAAAACUAG